AUGGAGGGAGUGGGAGCUAGGCUAGGGCGGUCCUCAACUCGAUACAGUCCCACCACCGUUUUCACCAGACCCGUCCGAAAGUGGAAGAAGAAGUGGAUCCACAUAACGCCGUCCAGUUCCAAUCAAACGGAAGCUAAUGGAAAAGUUAACGGCGUUAAUAGCUCUUCACAUCUCUUGUUGUACAAAUGGACACCGAUCACUCCCAACCAAAACAAAGAGAAUAAUGGAAAUGACGGGAACAAUGAAUCGAAGAACUACAGUAAAGACGAUAAUGAUUCGGUGGAAGAGCCGCCUAAGCGUAAAUUUAAGUACAUUCCGAUUGCUGUGCUGGAAGAACAAGCGAACGAGUCCUCAGAUCAGUUCAAGGAUGAAGCUAAGCCAAUUGAAACUGAGAUAAAUACAGUGGAGACAACCUCCAAGAGUGAUGGGCAUGAUGAAAAGCCUGAUAUCAAUGAUAUACCAAUGGAUGAUACUCGGGCCUCAGAGGAAAAUCCUGUAGAACGUAGAGUUCUGAAUGAAACCCCAUUGGACUUGAGUUUAGUCUUGAAGGCUAGUGAUGUUGAAAAUGAAUCCAACUCAAAAACAGUUUGA
Fraxinus pennsylvanica is the source of this 591-nucleotide messenger RNA. The record is from the annotation of a GenBank genome assembly. Lineage: Eukaryota; Viridiplantae; Streptophyta; Magnoliopsida; Lamiales; Oleaceae.